UUACUUGCUUGUCAUUAGUUUUGUAUUGACAAAAUUUUAGAAAGUCAUUGUAAUAGACGUGGUAUUUAUAUUUGAAAUAAGCUAUUUAGUAAUCAUGGACAUUAUUGUACCAGAUAAAGAUGAAUCUUUUGAAUUCAAGUUGAAAGACGCCCACAGUUCCCUUGAUGAGCUGGAUGUUGAUGAUCUUUACGUACGCUACAAGAAAUUGCAAAAAACUUUAGAAUUUUUGGAAGUACAAGAAGAGUAUAUUAAGGAUGAGCAAAGAAAUCUUAAGAAGGAAUAUCUCCACGCUCAAGAGGAGGUUAAACGGAUUCAAUCUGUACCAUUGGUUAUUGGACAGUUUUUGGAAGCGGUUGAUCAAAAUACAGGCAUAGUAGGUUCGACUACUGGGUCUAAUUAUUACGUUCGCAUUCUGUCAACUAUUGAUCGAGAAUUACUAAAACCUUCAGCAUCAGUUGCAUUGCAUAAGCACAGCAAUGCUUUAGUUGAUGUGCUUCCACCUGAAGCAGAUAGUUCAAUUUCUAUGUUACAACCUGAUGAGAAGCCAGAUGUUAAUUAUGCUGAUAUUGGUGGGAUGGAUAUGCAAAAGCAGGAAAUACGUGAAGCUGUAGAACUUCCGCUCACACACUUUGAGCUUUACAAACAGAUUGGUAUUGACCCACCAAGAGGUGUACUUAUGUACGGGCCCCCGGGUUGUGGUAAAACUAUGUUAGCGAAGGCAGUUGCACAUCAUACAACAGCAUCAUUUAUUCGAGUUGUUGGCUCCGAAUUUGUUCAAAAAUAUUUAGGAGAGGGUCCCCGUAUGGUGCGUGAUGUUUUUCGUUUAGCAAAGGAAAAUGCUCCUGCAAUAAUUUUUAUUGAUGAGAUAGAUGCAAUUGCUACAAAACGUUUUGAUGCUCAGACGGGAGCUGACCGAGAAGUACAGCGUAUACUAUUGGAAUUGCUUAAUCAAAUGGAUGGUUUUGAUCAAACUACAAAUGUAAAAGUAAUCAUGGCAACAAAUCGUGCAGAUACUUUAGAUCCAGCGCUACUACGUCCUGGUAGGCUUGAUAGAAAAAUUGAAUUUCCCUUACCAGACAGACGGCAAAAACGUUUAAUAUUUUCAACUAUUACUUCUAAAAUGAAUUUGAGUGAAGACGUUGACCUAGAAGAAUUUGUUGCUCGUCCUGAUAAAAUUUCAGGUGCUGAUAUCAAUGCCAUAUGUCAGGAAGCGGGUAUGCAUGCAGUACGUGAAAAUCGGUAUAUUGUGCUUACGAAAGAUUUUGAAAAAGGCUAUAAAAAUAAUAUUAAAAAGGAUGAACAAGAACACGAAUUUUACAAAUAAAUUUACUAAAUGCAAGUAA
Messenger RNA from Teleopsis dalmanni, 1343 nucleotides. RefSeq names its product 26S proteasome regulatory subunit 6B (gene Rpt3). Lineage: Eukaryota; Metazoa; Arthropoda; Insecta; Diptera; Diopsidae. The coding region runs from base 95 to 1324 and encodes 409 amino acids. The transcript is spliced from 4 exons. Gene Ontology annotation, cellular component: proteasome regulatory particle, base subcomplex. The record is from RefSeq and is a predicted model, not a curated record. Gene Ontology annotation, biological process: proteasome-mediated ubiquitin-dependent protein catabolic process. Gene Ontology annotation, molecular function: proteasome-activating activity; ATP hydrolysis activity; ATP binding.